This is a messenger RNA of Colletotrichum acutatum, 891 nucleotides long. RefSeq lists its product as uncharacterized. The transcript is spliced from 2 exons. Lineage: Eukaryota; Fungi; Ascomycota; Sordariomycetes; Glomerellales; Glomerellaceae. The annotation marks the transcript as partial. The record is from RefSeq and is a predicted model, not a curated record.
AUGAUCAUGACCCCGGCAUGGAUGGUUGCCAUCCGCGGCGUGCAGUUCUUCCUCGCCAUCGUCAUCCUUGGCUUGUCGGCAGCCAUCAUUCACUGGGUAUACAUGGACGAACUCGGCCUCGCUGUUGCUAUUCCUCUCUUCACGUGGAUCAUCGUACUUUACACCGUCCUCUCCGAAAAGAUUUCUUCUCUCCGCAACCUCUACCAUACCUACGCCGUCCUCGCUCUGGAUCUGUUCCUUGUCAUCCUCUGGCUCGCUACGAUGGCUGCCUGUGCCGCCCGUCGCGCUACCUUCACCGUUGAUGUAACAGCUUCCUGCACCUCAGAUGGCUCCGCUGUGAACUCGGGAAGCUGCACCAUCUUCAAGCGAUACAUCGUCAUGGGCCAGGGCGCAUUGGCCAUGUUUUCUGCUAUUGCAGGACUGUCUGCCCUUCAGUUCAUCCUCUUCUUGGUAACCUUCAUUUGGACUCUUGUUCAGUUCCUGCGCUGGAGAAAGACCAACGCACCUGCCGCUGCUGCAAGCGCCAGUCAGGGUGAGAUUCAGAUGGAGUCCAAGCAGCCGUUCCUUGCGCAGCAGACUGCGUACCAGCAGCCGCAGAACGGCCAGGUGCCCCAGCAGCAGCAACAGCAACAAUUCUACCCACCUCAGUCCUACACGCCUCAACCGCAGGCUCCUCCUCAACAAUACCAGCAGCAGCCACCGCAGCAGUACCAGGAGAUGCCGAACCAGCAACAACAGUACCAGCAGGCUCCUCUGGCCCAGAACUACACUCAGCCGCCGCAAGACUACCAGCAACAUCAGCAGCAGUACCCUCCUCAAUCAUAUACCCCUUCGCCUGUCAACGGCACAGUUUCACCGACAAAUUCUCCGCCCCCUCAAGGGCAAACUUAC